CUUGCUUUUGUAUUUCUCAUUUUAUUGCUCCGCAUCUGAACCCAGCCGCUCCACACUCUGCUUCCUCCUCGCGUAUACAUGCAUAAGUUGUAUGUAUUUUAUGUAUUUAUGUGUUUAUCUCUUUGCUGUUCGACGCCGCUUUUUCUGCUCAAGGAAUGUGAUGGGAUUCUGGGGAUACGUGGCUUGUGAAUUCUUUAAAGAUUCUAAUUUGGUGGGAUCACAUUGGAAUUGUCUCUCGAGUUCUUGCUUCUCUUCUUCUUCUUGUUCGAGUUUGCAUGAUUUAUGGUUUAUGCAUAAAUAUAUGUUUAUAUUUACAUAUGUAUGUUAUGUUUAUGGCUUUCGGGUUUUCGGGGAGUUGCUCGUGUAGAUGAAAACUGCUCAGAAUAAGACUUCUUGAUGAUUUAUUCACUUUGAUUUGGGAUUUGGUUCCAUCUGCUGUAUCGGUUUGGGAUUAUUUGGCUUCGUUUUUCCUGUUUUUUUCGGUUAUGCAUUUAUUUUGAUGAAUACUUCGUGGCUAAAAUGUGGUUGAAAUUAGAUGGAAAAACUUGAUCUGUUGUGUCUGUUAUUUGGCGAUGGAUGAGUUUUCUUCAUGUUUGAUUUGUUUUUCCAUAGCUUGAGUUGAAAUUUUUUAAAGAAAUUUCAUUUGUGGCUGUGGAUUGACAUGUUGUUAUAUCCUUGUUCCUUUGAUUUUAUUUCCAAGAUUGAUUUCACGGCUUUGCCUUUUGGUCGAAAUGAUAUGUCGUUAGGGUCUCGAAAUUCUUUAGGAUUUCAGCCUUGCAGAAUGAAUCUUAAUUCUUGUGUGGUAUGCUUGCACUCAUUUUUUCCACUAUGAUGCAUCAAUGAGAGUUUCUAUUUUUGGUAAGUAGGUGAUGGCAGAUAGAUAGGGAGGAAGCUGCUUGUAGACGCUGUUAUGUUUUGGUUGAUACAGUGAAAAAUCUCAUCGGUAGUAUCUGGAUAUUGAGCAUACCGGAAUUUCUUGGAAUUUCAUCGAUUGUUUUGUUAUAGAUAUUGAAAGUUGGCAGAUGUCUUCAUUUGCUCGACAUCAGAAUGGAGGUUGCAUUGAUGGCAUUUCUGUUAAAGAGUAUGACGACUCUGCUACAGCCAACACCUUUCCUCAAACUCAGUCAGAUUGUUAUGAUGCGGGCAAGGAAUUUGGGGAGCCUGAUAUUCUUCCGCGUAUAGGAGAUGAGUAUCAGGCCGAGCUUCCUCCACUAAUUAGAAAGCCCAUUCACAUGCCCUACACUGAAACUGGACUCCAUUCCCUCCAAGAUUUCUUCAUGGGGUUGUCAAUACCACUAAUUUGGAUUGAUCUUGGGAAAAGUGAUGGCCCUCAAACUGUUCAAGGCUCCAGACAUCCAUCUCAUAAGAAUGUGAUUGAAGUGGGGACUUUGUGCAAUGGUGAUAGUGAACCUUCACACAAUUCUGUGAAGGGGGUAGUAAAGAGUUUACCAGUUGUAGUGAAUAUACCAAUGUGCAUUGAUGAAGGUCAUCGUCUGGUUCCCGGAUUACCCAGUGAAAGAUGGAAUGAUGCUGAAAAAGCGAGUUUCCUCCUCGCAUUAUACUUGUUUGAUAAGAACUUUGUUGAAGUGAGGCGGUUCGUUGGAAGUAAAGGGAUGGGUGCAAUACUCUUGUUCUACUACGGAGAAUUUUAUGGCUCUGAUGCAUACCGUAGAUGGUCAGAAGGUCAGAAGUCAAAGAGCAAGAAAUGUGUUUAUGGGCAGAGGAUAUUCUCCGGGUCGAGGCAGCAGGAAUUCUUGUCUAGGUUGCUCUCUAGAGUCUCUGAAGAAUGCAAAAGUGCUUUACUCGAGGUCUCUAGGACGUUUGCAGAAGACAAAAUAUCAUUGGUCGAUUAUGUCUCUACUCUGAAGGAUACAGUGGGGAUGGAUCUCAUCGUAAAAGCUGUUGCCAUUGGUUCGGGCAAGCAAGACCUCACGGGGAUGGCCUUGGAAUCUGUGAGGUCGAACCAUGUGACCCGGUCGGAGAUACCAGCAGGGAAAGCAUGCUCGGCGCUUACAACUGAUGAAAUCAAUAAAUUUUUGAGUGGAGACUACAGAUUGAGCAAAGCUCGUUCCAAUGACCUGUUCUGGGAGGCCGUGUGGCCACGUUUGCUUGCACGAGGCUGGCAUUCGGAGCAACCUGAUAACCAGGGUUAUGCUGCUGGUUCGAAGUGUUUGGUUUUCCUUCUUCCCGGUGUUAAGAAGUUCUCGAGAAGAAAGCUGGUGAAGGGUGAUCACUACUUCGACUCAGUCACUGACGUGCUGAGCAAAGUUUCAAAAGAUCCCGGCUUGAUUGAGCUUGAAAGCGACGAAGCAAAUGGCUACCAGGACAUGAAGAAUGAUGAGCCGACUGAUGACGCGAAGAUGAUAGAAGACGAGAACCAUCUGCCUUCAAGGCAGCGACAUUCGUAUCUGCAGCCUCGGACUCCCAAUCGCAGCGCGGAUGCCAUCAAAUUCACUGUGGUGGAUACUGGACUCCCCGUUGGCAAGAUAAGAGAGCUGAGGACCCUUCCUCAGGAAAUCCCGAGCAAUAUGAUCUCUCUCGAUGCUGCUGAAGAGAAAAAAAUGGCUGAACCUGACCCGACGGGUAAAUCUGGACCGAAGAAGCUUGCAAGCAGAAAAAAUCGCGAUGAUAAUGGUUCGCGCCUUGAUAUUCAUCCCAAUGUUGGCAAACCAUCGGCCCCACCAAAGAGAAAGGACUUGAACGACAACCAGAAACCUCGAAAGGUAUCGAAACCAGUUCCAAGCCGGAAGCAGAAACAAGGCGACGCCGAUAAUGUGGCUCCCAUCAGCAAACGUUGCAAGAAAUUAAGUAGCAACACUCACGAGGAACCAAGAGAUGGAGUGCUUCUCCACCCUCACUCGACCACCACUGUGCCUAGGUUUGAAAAAGGAGUGUCCUUCAGCUCCUCAGGCGUGCACGAGUCUACUGGGACAACUCAAGUGAGCUCGUUGCAGGAUAAGUUGUCGCCUUCCAGAUCAUCGAGAGGUAGUCAGAAGGAGAGCACUGGAUACCCUGAACCCCAGUUGCUGAUUGAUCUGAACCUGCCUCAUGUACCCCUGGAAAUCGAGAACAACUACUUCGCUCCAAAUCUGCCAAACGAGCCUGAUAUUCAGCCGGUCCAGCUACAUAUCCUUGGUUUAGCAGCACCUUCACCUGUUGAGGCUAGUUCUGAGCAGCAAUCUGUUGUUAACACACGGAGGCUGAGCACAAGGUAUCGCCCCCCAACAACACGGGCGCUGGAGGCUGUAGCAGGUGGAUAUCUGAGUGUAAGCCGUAGGAAGAAGGGCAGGGACACGAGCUCACUCGAUGCACAGCCACCAAGAUCUUCACAGCAACCCCGUUCUCGGCCUGGCCCAAGAGAAUCUCCCAUAAGUUCCAUGGCUUCCCCUUCCCAGAUCGCUGAAGCUCACAGAGGUGCAAGUACAAGUGGCACCUCGAACACAUACAAGAAAAACUACGAUCCACCACAACCUAAUCAAGACAAACCAGCUCCCAGACAGCAGCAGCAGCAACAGCAGCAGCAGUCUGAGCUCAUAAAUAAAAAAGGGAUUGUUUGAAAACAGUUCUACGACGAGGAUCUUGGCAGUUGAUGUCUCAAACACCCGAAACAGGAAAACGUGGUACAAAUUCUUGCUGCUUUCUUUAACAAAGAGGAUCAUUCUACAUGAAAUCUUAAGAGCUUCUGGUUCUUGAUGCUCAGUAAACCUAGUUAGGUAUUGGUUCUUGACAAUCAGAGACGGUUCUUGCUGAUGAAACACAACAGAAACGAGUUCUUCAUGAGGCGAAUGAGGGAUCAUUUAAGGAUAGUUUCAAUUUUAAUUUCUAUUUUUUUCUUCCUUAAUAUUGAUAAUACAUACUACUGUUAACUAGAAAUCUGUUAUGAGAGUAUUGAUCAAAAAACUACAUUUUGUUGCAUAAUAGUAAUAAAUGAUUUUACUGUUAAUAUGGAAAGUA
This is a messenger RNA of Salvia splendens (bonfire salvia), 3954 nucleotides long. RefSeq lists its product as uncharacterized. Gene Ontology annotation, cellular component: nucleus. The transcript has 3 exons. The record is from RefSeq and is a predicted model, not a curated record. Gene Ontology annotation, molecular function: transcription corepressor activity. Bases 1023 to 3557 code for a protein of 844 amino acids. NCBI's taxonomy places the organism in Eukaryota, Viridiplantae, Streptophyta, Magnoliopsida, Lamiales, Lamiaceae.